AUGGAUGCUACCGGAAAAGUCCCCAUCAAGUUCGCUAAGGUGACCCGCGUUCUCGGCCGCACCGGUUCGCGAGGUGGUGUCACUCAGGUCCGCGUCGAGUUCAUGGACGACACAUCCCGAUCCAUCAUCCGAAACGUCAAGGGCCCAGUCAAGGUCGAUGAUAUCCUCUGCCUACUCGAGUCUGAGAGAGAAGCCCGCAGACUGAGAUAA
This is a messenger RNA of Blastomyces gilchristii SLH14081, 210 nucleotides long. RefSeq names its product 40S ribosomal protein S28. The transcript has 3 exons. Gene Ontology annotation, cellular component: ribosome; cytosolic small ribosomal subunit. Gene Ontology annotation, molecular function: structural constituent of ribosome. Lineage: Eukaryota; Fungi; Ascomycota; Eurotiomycetes; Onygenales; Ajellomycetaceae. Gene Ontology annotation, biological process: translation; ribosomal small subunit assembly; maturation of SSU-rRNA. The record is from RefSeq and is a predicted model, not a curated record. Bases 1 to 210 code for a protein of 69 amino acids.